UAUCUUAUCGCCAAACCAAUCUAGAAUUCUGUUGGAGGCACAGACAUAUUUUUCAGAUCAAUUUCAUUUUUCUGGGCAAUGUGAGUCUUCGGAGACUAUUCAGACGGAACUCCUUCAAGCAACGACAAUCUUACUACGUGAACAGUCUGCGGCUCUGCAGGACUAAGGGUGGAAAAAAGUCAUUCUCCCGGAUCUAAACAAGCUCCUCUUUGUUUAAGUUCUCCUGUGUGCACGAGCUCAUUCAUCUAUCGAUGCUACUGGCUUCUGCUUUUUGUCCGUGUGGUAUCGAACUGAGAAUUGGCAGUCUGCAUGAGCAUGGACUUCAUGAUCGUCUGGCUGUUUCUCAUCCUAGGCAGCUUAUCCUCUUGUUCUGGUACCGCCAGUGACGUCCUGUGCUUGCAGCGCCUGAAAGGAUCGCUGGGUGAUCCUAACGGUGCGCUCUCCUCUUGGAACUUCUCCCACAACGCCACGGAAGGCCACGACAUCUGCAGAUUCACCGGUGUCGAGUGCUGGCCUGACUACUACAAGAACCGCGUCAUGUUCCUGCACCUCGGCAACCUGGGCCUCCAAGGUUCAUUUCCUCGAGGCCUUCAGUUCUGCAAGAUCCUUACAACCCUGAACCUGUCGGUCAACAGCCUCUCAGGCCCCCUCCCUGCGGACAUCUCUCUGCAGAUGCCAUACGUCACACAUCUAAACCUCUCGCACAACAGAUUCUCAGGAGUUCCCCACAGGUGAAAUCCCGGCAGACAUCUCGCGGCGGCUGCCGUUCAUCAUGGCCCUGGACCUCUCGAACAACAGCUUCUCAGGCGAAAUCCCGCGCACCAUCGCUGACCUGCCGUACCUCAACACCCUCAACCUUCAGAGCAACUCGUUGUCAUGUCCCAUCCCGGGUUCUCUCCGGAGGUUCCCGGCCCAAGAUUUCGCCGGCAACGACGGGCUCUGUGGGGCGCCUCUGGACCGUAAGUGCAAGGAGCGGUUGCGCCGGCGGCGGAUGCGGCUCGGCCUGCGCAGGGUCAACGACGCUUCCAGCGUCGGCGCCGCGGUGGGUUUCGUCGUGGGGUUCGUGGCGGCGUUCUACUCCCCGCACUGGUUCGCCUUCGUCUUCUCCGGCCCUACAUCUUGUGUGCGUGCGAGCGAUUCGUCGGAGAUUAUUAUCAGUGUAAUCGGUGAAUCGUAAUUUCUUUGCGCAUCGUGAUCGAUAAACUUUCAGCUGCAUAGCAAACGUGGAAGGAAAAAUUAAAAAAAAAUGACGCGAGUGGAAGGAAAAUAAAAAAUAAUAAUAGGGCUGUGCCACGGCGAGGCGAUCACACCCAGUCGCCGUCGCACCACUGCCGCAGUCGUUGGUGGUGGCGCGCCAACGCGGACAAGAAGUGCCAGUGGACCCGGUCAAACACGGCAUAGAUGACCUCCACUGGCGAAGUGCGUGCCCGCCCAAUGUCACGCGAGAAAAUAUAUACUGGGCUAGUAUACUCCUUGAGUGCCCGCCCCGCCGGCACGACGACGUCCCGACUCCUUCGCUUUUCACUUGCACACUCCGGCGACCACGAUCAACAAGUCAGAUCCGACUACCAGCUGCUAGCCGCCAAUGCCUGAAGAAUUAAACAGGAGAGAUUUUUUGAAGUUAAAGUGCUAGUUGGGGCUGAAGAAAUAAAAGUCCAUUUUGAGGAGUUUUUUGGAAUUUAAAGUCUACAUGAGGCCUACAAUUCCACGUCUUACUCCCGGUUCCUACUUCUUGGAUGUAUGCAGAUUAGGAGUAAUAUAGUACUUUGUACACUCAUUUAAUGACCUCUAGUCCUUUUUAGUUCAUGAAACCAAACAAGUAGGGACUAAAGUUUUUAAUCCAGUGAGCAAAAUUAGUGUAGAGACUUUUAGCGCCCAAACACCACCAAGUCUUGCUGCUCUAAAACCUGGCCGUCACGUCCUCGCCACUAUCGUUUUCGCCAGGCCGACCAUCCACCUCGUCCAGCCCUGGUUUCCUCUUCUUUCCGCGUCGGGUGGGCACGGCCGGGCACACACAGCACAACAUCCUGCACAAGUUGCUCUAUCUAGCACUCUGCAAGGCACCAUCUCGUCUCGUCUCCAUCCAAGAAGACUAGCUGGGCCGUGCAGUGAUGCCUUCUGCAGUUCUGCUUUGCUUGGAUCAACUAACAGCCGCAACGAUAUUUCUUCAUUUCAAGAGGAGCUUUAAUUUUGAGUGUUCUUUCACAGCUUUCAGCAGGUUCUUCCUCUGGUUUCUGCUUUUGAGGAGCUCAUCAUUUUGUUCUGGUUCUGAACUUGAUGUGAGAUGCUUGAAGACUCUACAGAGAUCAGUGAUUGAUCCUAGGGGCGUAUUAGAAUCCUCAUGGAAUUUUAGCAGCUUCAUAUGCUCCUUUACUGGUGUGGAAUGUUGGUACCCUGAUGAAGAGAGGGUCCUCUCGCUGCGUCUCAGCAACAUGGGUCUUGAAGGCCAGUUUCCUCAAGGUCUUGAGUAUUGCACAAGUCUAGUCACCCUUGACCUGUCGUGUAACAAUUUUUCAGGGUCCAUCCCUUCCGACAUCGCAAGGCAGCUGCCCUAUUUGUCAUCUCUGGACCUUUCAUUCAACAUUUUUUCAGGUGAAAUCCCUCCUGCCAUCUCAAAUUUGGCAUACCUGAACGACCUCUACCUUCCGCGCAACCAACUCAGCGGUCAGAUUCCUGGCCAAUUUGGUGUGAUGGCUCGGUUAACAUCGUUCGAUGUUGCAGACAACUUGUUGUCAGGACCUAUUCCUUUGGCAUUACAGAAGUUUCCGGCUUCAACUUUCGCUGGUAACCCAGAGCUUUGUGAUGCACCGUUGGAUAAGUGUCCCAGAAAAACAACGAAGCGGAGGCUGAUAAUCCAUGACGAGUCCGUUAUUGGUGCGGCGGCUGGGUUCGUCGUGGGUUUCGUGGCGGCCUUCAACUUAGGGGCUAUUGGAACAAGUGCUAAUAUCUAAAAAUACUAAAGUUUAGCACUAAGAGCAUCUCCAGCAGUUUGGCAAAUCGAGUUGUCAUCUUUGAUUUUUGGCAAAAACGUUAAAAAUACUCCUCCAACAGUUUGG
This is a messenger RNA of Panicum virgatum (switchgrass), 3056 nucleotides long. Its product is annotated as probably inactive leucine-rich repeat receptor-like protein kinase At5g48380. The record is from RefSeq and is a predicted model, not a curated record. The coding region runs from base 2112 to 2951 and encodes 279 amino acids. The transcript is spliced from 5 exons. Lineage: Eukaryota; Viridiplantae; Streptophyta; Magnoliopsida; Poales; Poaceae. Gene Ontology annotation, molecular function: protein binding.